CUCUUCCAGGCUACCGCGUCCGGAGAGCCUGGCGGACUUUGCUUCUAGCUGGCAGCCUGCUUUGACCUUUAGCGGGCUCUCGGCCUUUCGCGGUGGCUUGUCCGGACGCCACAUUAGUUGACAUUGAUUAAAUUGCAGGGGUAUAUCAAGUCAUCAGCAAAUCUAUAAAUAGAGCUGCAAUUCUACUUUGUCUCCAUACCCAUUUCCCUUUCAUCUCUACUAGUACAACAUAUUGAGAUUAACAUGGCUUCUCUUCAAUAUUUUCUCUUCACUUCUCUGUUACUGUUCCUUUGUUCCCCUUCAUUAGCCCAACAGUCUUUCCGUCCAAAGGCCUUGGUAAUUCCUGUCUCUAAAGAUGCCUCCACACUUCAAUACCUGACCACUAUCAACCAAAGGACACCCCUUGUGCCCGUAGACCUUGUGGUUGAUCUUGGUGGCAGAUACAUGUGGGUUGAUUGCGACCGGAAUUAUGUUUCAUCAACAUACUGCCCUGCCAGGUGCGGUUCAGCCCAAUGCUCAUUGGCUGGAGCAAAUGGCUGCGGAGAUUGCUUCUCAGCACCAAGGCCAGGGUGCAACAACAACACAUGUGGUGUCAGUCCUGAUAACUCUGUGACUCACACCGCCACUUUUGGUGAUGUUUCCCAAGAUGUUGUGUCUCUCCAAUCAACUGAUGGGAAGAAUCCUGGAAGAGUAGUCAGUGUGCCUAGGUUCCUUUUCGCCUGUGCACCGACUUUCCUGCUUCAAGGUCUUGCUAGCGGUGUUGUGGGCAUGGCUGGGUUCGGUAGAACUAGGAUUGGACUUCCUUCACAAUUUGCUGCUGCCUUCAGUUUCCACAGGAAAUUUGCUAUUUGCCUCUCAUCCAAUGGUGUUAUUUUCUUUGGCGAUGGUCCCUAUGUGUUCCUCCCUGGAGUUGAUGCAUCAGAAUCCCUUACUUUUACACCACUCUUCAUUAACGCUGUUAGCACAGCCUCUGCUUUCCCUCUGGGUGAACCUUCCGCUGAAUAUUUCAUUGGCGUGAAGUCCAUCAAGGUGAAUGAAAAAGUUGUCUCAUUGAACACAACAUUAUUGUCUAUUGACAGCGAAGGUGUUGGCGGCACAAAGAUCAGCACCGUGAAUCCCUACACGGUCCUGGAGGCUUCAAUCUUUAAAGCUGUCACUGAGGCCUUCAUUAAUGAGGCUGCUGCUAGGAACAUCACCAGGGUUGCCGGUGUGGCUCCAUUUGAGGUGUGCUUCAGCUCAAGCAAUAUUCUAAGCACACGCUUAGGUGCAGCAGUGCCAUCAAUAGAUCUUGUGCUGCAGAAUGAGAACGUUUUGUGGAGGAUUUUUGGCGCAAACUCGAUGGUAGAGGUUAGCAGGGAAGUGUUGUGUCUUGGGUUUGUUAAUGGUGGCUCAAACGCAAGGACUUCCAUUGUUAUUGGAGGGUACCAAUUGGAGGACACUCUUCUUCAGUUUGAUUUGGCAACUUCAAGGCUGGGAUUCAGCUCUACCCUCUUGGGCAGGCAAACUACUUGUUCCAACUUCAACUUCACAUCCAACGCUUAGAUGCCAUGCCCCUGGUCAAAAUAUGAAUAUAGAGUACCAAACAGUAUAAUUAUGUCUACUUUUAAAAAAAAAAUUGUAAGUCGGAUAUAAAGAAAGAAAUUAUAAAUAAAAAAUUUAAUUAAAUUAUAAA
Durio zibethinus is the source of this 1672-nucleotide messenger RNA. RefSeq names its product putative aspartic proteinase GIP2. NCBI's taxonomy places the organism in Eukaryota, Viridiplantae, Streptophyta, Magnoliopsida, Malvales, Malvaceae. Gene Ontology annotation, molecular function: aspartic-type endopeptidase activity. The record is from RefSeq and is a predicted model, not a curated record. Gene Ontology annotation, cellular component: plasma membrane; Golgi apparatus; cell wall. Gene Ontology annotation, biological process: proteolysis.